AUGCAAGGUGGCAAUGCCCCUCCCAUCCCCUUACCCCUCCCAUCCCCUUAUCCCUCCGAUUCCCUUACCCCUCCCAUCCCCUUAUCCCUCCCGUCCCCUUACCCCUCUCGUCCCUUUACCCCUCCCGUCCCUUUACCCCUCCCGUUCCUUUACCCCUCCCGUCCCUUUACCCCUCCCGUUCCUUUACCCGUCCCGUCCCUUUACCCCUCCCGUUCCUUUACCCCUCCCACGCACGCGCCAUGGCAGGUGGUGAUGGUGGGCGGGGUGCACCGGGUGGGCAUCUACGCGCUGCGCGACCUCAGGGCGGGCGACGAGGUGCUCUACGACUACUGCCGCAAUGGCGGCAGCAGCAGCAGCAGCAGGGGGCGCAGGCUGCCAGAGCUCAGCAUCAAGGAGCCAUCAAAGGAGGAGAGGGAGUGUCGUGAAACAAGGAGAGGACGACGUGGAAGGAGAGGAGGGCGGGGAAGGAGAGGAAGGGGGGGAGGCAGGAGUGGGGCUGGAGGGGAAGGCGGCAGUGCUGCAAGGGAGGGUGGAAGUGAUGAGAGGGAGGGUGGCAUUGCUGAGAGGGAGGGUGGCAGUGCCGCGAGGGAGGAAGGCAUGGAGGAGGAGGCAAUCAGGCAUCUCAACAGACUGUGA
Messenger RNA from Closterium sp. Naga37s-1, 636 nucleotides. Lineage: Eukaryota; Viridiplantae; Streptophyta; Zygnematophyceae; Desmidiales; Closteriaceae. The record is from the annotation of a GenBank genome assembly.